UGGCCCGCGCCCCCGAGUCUCCGCGCUCGCCCUCUGCUCCUGAGUCCUCCCUGUUCUCCGAGCGGUCCUGGGAUCCUGGCCCUGUGCGGAGCCCCCAUGGUGCUGGGGGAGGCUUCGGAGGGGGGCGAGGACUGCCGUCUCGCGAAGACACCCUCUUCCUUCCCCGGACCUGGGCUCAGUGCGGACUCAGGACCCCUUUCACCUCCCCCUCCCGGUCCUGCCCGAGGUCUCAGAAGGGAGCCAGACAGGGAAUCGGGUCCGCGGCCGGCUAGUCCUGGGUCUAGGAGCUGAGCGGGGAGGCAGGGAAGCCCGAACCGGAGGGUUAAGGGGUGGGGUGGGGGGACUGACUGAAGGCAGGGAAGGAGGAAGGCUCUGGCUAUGACGUCACAGGAUUAACCCUCUCUGCGCCCGGCCAGUUGCCGCCCCCAAAGGGGUAGAAGACUCGAAGCUGACUGGUUCUGCCGGGAUAAGUCCCCGGCAGAACCGGGGAGUGGACGCUUGGGUCGGUUGAUAGACCCCACCGGGCGUUUGAUCGUCCUGGGACAGCCACCGCACGUCGCGUGGAUGUCCUUGACAUUAACGUGUGGGUGGGCGUCGACUACGGGUUCUGGUGACCGUGUCAUGCGUGCGCUUACUUCAUAAGAAACCACCAGCGUAUUUGUGCACAAGGGUUGUGAUAUGAUCUGCCUCUUCUGCAAGUGCCCUGGGUCGGGGGCGGAGAGCUGGGUGCACACCGCCACUCGGCGGCGGCCGGGAACUAGGCAUCCCAAAGAUAAAACUUAAGUUUAUCAGGACUUAGAUUUGCCACCUACUGCUUUACUCCAUUUUCAGGUAGCCCUGACCUGGAGGCUGCGUCCAUACUGGCUUGCGUCUCCAAGAAUAUCCUCUCUGGAUACCUCUGUACUUUCGAUCUUGCAAUUCCUUCCUCCAGGAAUGACCUUCCUCGUUCUUCUCCUGGCUUACUCUUAAGCCUUCCAAAACUCUGCUCCAAUGUCCCAUCUGCAGAACCCUUGAUCUCAAGACCUGAUUGCCGUUUUAUCCCCACGGUCUGGUAAGUGAAGGGCUGAAUAGAGUGACUCGAAUCUGCGGGGCCUGGGUUCAGCUGACUACGCGGUUUCCACCAGGGGGCGCAAGAGACAGCGUCAUUUCACGACGUCCACCAGGGGGCGCUUUCUCCCGCCUCUGGCCGUCCGGGAUUGGGGAGCCAACCCGCGGAUUCGCCCCGCCUGAUCUGGAGAGGCACCACUAAACUAUUUGCAUAAUCUUGAAAGGGCUGCGCUGAGUGGUUGUGGUAUAGAAGAGAUUUGAAACGGGCUCUCUGAUUGGCGUAAGUUUUCCCUCUUGCCUCGUGUCCCCAUCCCGGCCCGGAGGUCGGUAGGAAGCCUCCGACUAGUGACGAGAGGGAACCUAGGUGUCCGGGCAGUGGGCCCUGAGGGAGUCGAAGAUGUGCAUCUAGAGACACCGCGACCCUUGCCACCUGACCCACACACCGAGGCCCUCUUUGCCACCCUGGUCACACCCACGCUGCCCGGGAGUCGCCCAUAAGUAGGGCCCCAGGGCUGGAGAUGGGUACCGAAAAUGAAAGUCCAGAACCGGACUGUCAGAAACAGUUCCAGGCCGCCGUCAGCGUCAUUCAGAACCUGCCUAAGGACGGCUCUUACCGCCCCUCCUACGAAGAGAUGCUGCGGUUCUACAGCUACUACAAGCAGGCUACCAUGGGUCCCUGCCUCAUCCCCCAGCCUGGGUUCUGGGACCCUAUCGGACGUUACAAAUGGGAAGCCUGGAACAGCCUGGGCCAGAUGAGCAGGGAGGAGGCCAUGUCCGCCUACAUUACCGAGAUGAAGCUGGUGGCACAGAAGGUGAUCGACACAGUGCCCCUGGGCGAGGUGGCAGAGGACGUGUUUGGUUACUUCAAGCCCCUGUAUCAGGUGAUCCCUGACAUGCCGAGGCCCCCGGAGACAUUCCUGAGAAGGGUCACAGGUUGGGAAGAGCAGGUACUGAAUGGAGAUGCUGAGGCCGCCCCAGAGCCUCGCUGCCUCCCCAAGGAACCAGCACCCCCAAGCCCAGAGUCCCAGCCACCCCGGGACCAGGACUCCGAGGUUUUCUGUGAUUCUGUGGAGCAGCUGGAGCCUGAGCUAGUUGGGGAAGAGCAAAGGGGCGCCGUGGGAGGAGAAACUGACACCAGAAACAGCCCCGAGCCUCCUGCAGAGAGAGGGAGACUGGAAGGCCCCCUUCUGGGGCCCCAGGAGUUGGACUCGUGGCUGGUGGGGACAGUCCGUGCGCUGCAGGAGAGCAUGCGGGACGCCCAGGGGAGGCUGCAGCGCCUGGAGAGCAUGCCUGUGCCCGCCGAGCAGCAGAUGCCCCUACCCAGUGCCAGGCCUUGGCCCCUCAGGCUUUCCGGCCCCACGCUGAUCUUCUUCCUCCUGUGGCCCUUCAUCGUCCAGUGGCUCUUCCGACAGUUUCGGACCCAGAAGAGGUGACUCUCGAUGGGGGAGUCUGCAGCCAACAGGAGGCUAUGAACCCUGUGUUCUGCUGUGCCCAGCCUUCCUAGGGUUUAGGAGAGCAGCAUUAACCCCCGUUCUCACCCCGCUUCCCGCCCCAAAUAGUGUUCGCCUUGACACCCCUCUCCUCGUGUGGGGGCCAGAUAAGACUCUACUCUUUCUGCAGCUCCACAGGGACUGUCCCUUCUGUCCCCCUCGACCGCCUCAGGCUCCCUGGGGAGACUGCCCUUGUGGAGCAAGUCCCCAGUUCGGGGUGGGCGGGUGAUCCAGGGGCGGAACUACCGGGUCUCAGCCUCUGCCCUCCCCACCCUCUGAGUCACCUGACUCCUCUCCCAACCCAGCCUCUCCCCGAGGAGGCUCAGCUCUUGGGCAAGUUGGGACUUCGGCCGGGCCCUGGAAGAGUGAUUGGCUGGCGGGCUGUGGGAGGGAGGCCAGGAGGCUCGACCGAGUUGGGGAAAGGCGGAGAGAGCUGGCCCCGCGGGAGGGCAGUCAGCUCCUUUUGGCUGGCCGCCCUAUCCGCAGAAAUACUCAGGACGUCCUCACUAAAGAUGCACUUACAAAAGAGUGUUUCACUAAAUAAAAUAAAACCUUCAUCUUCUGCC
Molecule: messenger RNA, 3103 nt
Organism: Cervus elaphus (red deer)
Lineage: Eukaryota; Metazoa; Chordata; Mammalia; Artiodactyla; Cervidae
Gene: ACBD4
Product: acyl-CoA binding domain containing 4
Exons: 11
Coding region: 1566-2480 (304 amino acids)
Biological process (GO): fatty acid metabolic process
Molecular function (GO): fatty-acyl-CoA binding
Source: RefSeq, a predicted model, not a curated record